AUGGCAGACUAUCACAACACGGAAGAACUUAUUUCCGAAGUAGGGAAGAUGCCUGUCCUGUGGGAUCCUACGACCGAAGAAUAUAAAAACAGGAACAAGAAAGCAGAUGCAUGGAUAGAGGUUUGCCGCUCGAUUUAUCUGGAUUAUGAAGAGAAAUCUGCAGAAGAAAAGAAACAAAUUGGAAAGGAACUGCAAAUUCGUUGGAAGAGCAUUCGAGACGCUUAUGUAAGGAAUUCCAGGAAAUUGAAAGAUGAAAGUAAAUCAGGAUCUGGAGCUGUGAAGACACACCGUUACAUUUUUGCUGAACAACUGUCCUUUCUCAGGAAAGUAGGUGAAAACAGAGAAAACACGGACAUUUUCGUUCCAACCCAUGAAACAGAGGAUGGAGCUGAAGAUGCAUGUCAAAACCUGUCAGCAACACAGCAAAAUCCAAGCGCUAAGUCCAAGAAAAAGAAAAGUAAUUUACUUGAGGAGAAACUUAUAAAGUUUAUGGAUGGUUAUGAAGAAAAAGAAGAUGACGACAAGGAUUUUUUCAUGUCAAUGUUACCGUCAGUGCGAACACUGAACAGUGAACAAAAGAUUGAAUUCAGAAUGGAAGUACUGGCUGCGCUGAAGAACAUCAGAUCCGGACACCGUGGGCACACAAGGGUACAAGACUCUCAUCCCCUUCCACUUGUGCUCCCACCUGUACAGAGUCAAUACCCUCAUUAUGCACAGUAUCCCUCGUCUGCAAUGACACACCCUCAUUUCUUUGGUCCUUCAGCAGCAACAAACAUACAUCCACAUGCAGUGAACACUCAAGAAAAUCGUGCAGAAGUCCAACCAGUAGCACCCUCACCUGCUAACUUGUCAGUACCCUCUCCAGCAUCAAACACCUCAAACACUGACAAUUCAGUAAUUUCACCGACUGAUUUUGACAUUUAAUAAAAGAAAUGUAAUACAGAAAUUACUUAGAGGAAUGUUUUUAUUCAUACAGUAGUUAAAAUACCAUGCAGUUUACUUUAUUAAAAAUAAAAAGGAGGAAAAAUGUAAUGCAAUCUUUUUACAGUGGAAUACUUUUAUUUAUACGGUAGCUGAAAUACCAUAUAAUUUAUUUACUUCAGAAUAAAAAGGAAUAUUAAAACUAGUAUAUAUGUUGUGUACAUUAUCUUACCUGAUGCUUAAAGCCACUGCUUCUUCAGGUGGAAUAGAUAGCCUCAUGUUUGUGUCCUGCAGUUUAAUAUCAUCCGUAACCCUUGCCACAAGUUCCUCAAAGGUUGGGUAUGACAUCCUAAAGUAAUUGAAGAAUUUGCCAUCGUCCGCUUUAAAUUCUUCAUAAAGGGUAUAAAACUCGCCCUGCAACAAUCUGUUGUUGUUUAUAGGGUGAACCCAAAGCUGACGACGGUUUCUCUUCUUCUUCACUGCUUGUAUUGCUGCAUAAGCAAUCACAGCUUUCUUUCGUGCACCCUCCAUCUUGAGGAGACAGUUGGUGACUGAGAGGAGGUCGUAGGCUGGAGGCAGGGCGAGAAACGCGAACGCGGGGCAAACGCGUGUACAAAAAAUAUGACGCGUUCUGUGCGUCCGUUCGACGCGCGUACAAAAACGCUCGUGUGUAAGCAGCCUUAGACAGAGGGAGCGGCGACGUUAUGGAGAGAGAAAUGCCGGAGGCGAGGACGAACACCCUCGGACAUGGUGGUAUCCCGAGCGGGCUUAUAAGAGAGAGCAGAUGGGACGAUGGUUCGCUACUCGUCCCUCGCCAUCAGCUGAAGCGGUACUAUUCAUCACUCACCAGUAUACCAGAGAACACCAUGUCGGACGCCUACGUAGUCAGCUACAAAUAUAGUUCUGGCGAUGACAUCUACCGCUAUCCUCCGAGUGAAAAUCUUCCUUAUGUGGCAUGUAUCCUAACCCAAUAUGCUCCUGGCCGCGAACUGGAAAAUAACCCUAUAAACCAAGGAUAUCUUCAGACGUCAAGAGAUCAAAAUUUCAUUCGUGGGGUAAAGGAAGACAGUUAUGAUAACCGUCUCCGCUGGUUUAAACAGUCCAUCAUAAAAUUGGUAGAAUGGGUGAUUAAAAGCAACAUUACAAGUGUCGUCUUCCCCUACAAUAUUGCAAGCGCUGGAAUUUUUACAUGUUGUGGAAAGCUGACUACCAACCACAUCUUCAAGAGGCUGCGGCUGAACUCCAACUGCAAAAUAUAUCGUACGUCAUCCUGGACAGAUGGUGGACCUGCGAUGAGCCAGAAACUAAACUAAAUCAAUCUGUGUUUCCCGAGUGAAACAGGAAGAGAAAACCGGUGGAUACAGAGGACGACGCUGUGGCUGACGAAUGGAAAAAAAACGGGACGAUGCUGUAGUCGACGUGGAUCCUAAAUAACUAUAGCUCCAGACAAUUUCCCAAUAAUUAUGUACAUCACUAAAUGUAAAAUAUGUCAAUAAAUAACAAUGUAAUGAUGUUUAGUAUGAUUUACCUUCAAUAUGUAAUUGGCAUCUCGUCAUGUCUACCUCUAUAUAAUGAAAUAAUUAUAAUAUUUUUGCUAGUGUCUUGCGUGCUCUAAAUGGAGUCACAUCAUAUAUAUGUUACCAGCAUUGCGGAUGGGGAAAUUUACCCCAAUUCCAGCACUAGCUUUACUAAUAAUAUACAAACUCUAACAUUAGACAAGGACGUGGAAUAUG
Molecule: messenger RNA, 2654 nt
Organism: Eriocheir sinensis (Chinese mitten crab)
Lineage: Eukaryota; Metazoa; Arthropoda; Malacostraca; Decapoda; Varunidae
Exons: 2
Coding region: 1-924 (307 amino acids)
Biological process (GO): regulation of transcription by RNA polymerase II
Cellular component (GO): nucleus; transcription regulator complex
Molecular function (GO): DNA binding
Source: RefSeq, a predicted model, not a curated record